Molecule: messenger RNA, 754 nt
Organism: Paramecium sonneborni
Lineage: Eukaryota; Ciliophora; Oligohymenophorea; Peniculida; Parameciidae
Source: the annotation of a GenBank genome assembly
AUGUCAAUUCAAUUAUAUUUCAAUCCAAUUUCCUAACCAUCAAGAGCUGUUCUUGCAUUAUUGAUUCUUGGCAAUAUACCACAUGAUUUACAUAAUAUUGAUUUAAUGAAACAAGAGUAAAAUACUCCAGAAUACAAAAAAAUAUCACCAACAGGUAAUGUGCCUUCAAUUGUGGAUGGUGAGAUAGUAUUAUUUGAAUCACAUACAAUAUUGAAAUAUUUAGCUAGGAAAUUCAAGCUUGAAAAGUUUUAUCCUUCUGACAUUGUAGAAUAAGCCAGACUUGAUUAAUAUCUUGAUUGGCAUCAUACAGGAACAAGAUAAAUUACAUUAACAGCCAGAGAUUUUGUAUUCUAUCCUAAAUUCUUUGGAAAAGCAGCUCCAGAAAAUAAGGAUGAAAGAUUUAAGGAAUUAGAUUGGUAUCUAAAAGCCUUUGAAGAAAUCUUUUUGGGAAAUGGAAAAAAUAAAUAUAUUUUAGGAUUUCCAGAACCAACUAUAGCUGAUUUGACGUAAAUAUUUAUAUAAAUUCUUUAGAGCAAUUUGUGAAUUGGUAACAUUAUUUAUGUUAAAUGUUGAUCUAGCUACAUAUCCACAUCUUCAUUAAUACUUAAAAUAAAUGCUCUCAAUUCCUGAAAUUAAAUAAGUUCAUUAACAUGCUUUUGGAUUCACAUAAAAAUUCACAGAAAACUUAAGAUAAGAAUAUGUCGACCUUAUGUAAUGAGUUAUAAAUAACAAAUAUAUGAUCAAUAUAUACACA